Messenger RNA from Xyrauchen texanus (razorback sucker), 783 nucleotides. Its product is annotated as endothelial differentiation-related factor 1 homolog. The record is from RefSeq and is a predicted model, not a curated record. Lineage: Eukaryota; Metazoa; Chordata; Actinopteri; Cypriniformes; Catostomidae. The coding region runs from base 35 to 478 and encodes 147 amino acids. Gene Ontology annotation, molecular function: DNA binding. Gene Ontology annotation, cellular component: nucleus. The transcript has 5 exons.
GAAGAAGAGAUCAGUUGAACGACAGACAGACAAUAUGGCGGAGAGCGACUGGGACACGGUGACCGUUCUGAGGAAGAAAGGACCGUCUGCAGCUCAGUCCAAAUCUAAACAGGCGAUUACUGCUGCUCAGAGACGAGGAGAGGAAGUGGAGACCACCAAGAAAUGGUCGGCGGGUCAGAAUAAGCAGUUUCUAGUGACGAAGAACACAGCGAAACUGGACAGCGAGACAGAGGAGCUUCAUCAUCACAGAGUUUCACUGGAAGUGGGUAAAGUGAUCCAGCAGGGCCGACAGGAGAAGGGUCUGACGCAGAAAGAUCUGGCCACUAAAAUCAAUGAGAAACCUCAGGUCAUCGGCGACUAUGAAAGUGGGAAAGCUAUCCCAAAUAAUCAAGUCAUGAGCAAGAUUGAGAGAGCCAUUGGUUUGAAGCUUCGUGGAAAAGAAAUUGGACAACCGAUGGAGCCCAAAACCAAGAAAUGAAGACAAAGCCUCGAAAUCAGCCCUCUGACCUUCCACUCACUCUGGGCUGAUGUCAAUGGGGUCUGUGUCCUCAUAAUAAUGAAUGACAAUGUGAACGAACCCAAAGUGCUUUGAUACAUUUUGGUGAUUCUUUGUGUUGGCAUGAAGUCUUUCUCUUGUGGAGAUGACAUGGUUUAAGCAGAGAACAUUUCAUAAUUAUAAGCAUUGAAAAUCUUGUUGUUUUGCUCAAUUGUGGCCUUUUCACACAUUGGACAUGUCUUCAAGCUUCGGUUUUUGUUAAAGGCAUGAAUAAAGUUUGAAACGUU